Messenger RNA from Oncorhynchus gorbuscha (pink salmon), 5322 nucleotides. Its product is annotated as neuroglobin-1. The transcript is spliced from 11 exons. Bases 1978 to 2457 code for a protein of 159 amino acids. Gene Ontology annotation, molecular function: oxygen binding; heme binding. The record is from RefSeq and is a predicted model, not a curated record. NCBI's taxonomy places the organism in Eukaryota, Metazoa, Chordata, Actinopteri, Salmoniformes, Salmonidae.
UCUAAAGUUAUAACAUUGUAACAGUGUGUGUGGGUAUAUGACGUCGAUAUAUGACUGUCUUUAUUAUGAAGCAGGAAGAAGGAGAUAAGAAUGUUGCGCUGGAAUAAGUCUACGGUAGUUCUAUCGUGCACGAGCAUCAGCUGUCUGGUGAGUGUUGGGUUCAGGAGGACACACUGCUGCUAGGAUGCAGGAGCAGAGGACCAUUGUAGAUCAUCAGGCUUUCCUGGAGGAUGGCCUGAGAUCAGACGUGCUGCUCCAACACCAGCUGCAAGCAAUGAAGGAGGCCCACAAGCAGCAGCUGCAGGAGACAGAGAGGAGACAGGGCCUGAAGAGAAGGAUCCAGCAGAACUCUAUGCUGACAGCAGAUGUCGACAGAUAGUCUAGUACUCCAGGACCUCCCAACAGGUCAGACAAUCGUAGAGGUCUAUCACAUCCUCUGCAGCCUGAGCAUCCGUCACAACUGUCACACAGAGAGGAUCACAGCAACUUCAGCAUCAAGGCCAACAGAAACAGAGCAGCACCAACUAAGUAAAGAGGAGAAAGAGGAGGCGGAGUGUCAGAGGAAGUUCCGUGCUGUUCCUGUGCUUGUCCAAGUGUUUUUGCACCUAUAUGAUGCAGGUGCGACAGAGGCAGAGGAAGGAAGGCCAUGAACAGAGGAAGGACUUCAUGCUCUCCAUGCAGAAGCCCUUCAGCUUCCUGGAGAGAGAUGAGAAGAAGAGAGAGAAGCUGAUGGAGAGCAUUUGAAAGAGGAGGAGCUGCGCAGGAUGAUAUGCAUCCAGCCGAGGGCCUAGGAGAACUUGAGGAAGUCCACAGCACCUAUAGAGAACCAAACUCAUACUGAGAACCCUGAACCUCACAGCUCCCAGCACACUAAGAUGGAGGUCCUGGCCUUCCUGGAUCAGACCACCUCCCAGGUCCCUGACUUUGAUAGGCUGCACAAGGCUUUCCACAGGGAAGCCUUGAGGAGGGCCGAGAGGAAAGAUGUGACCAAGUGUCAGCCCUUCCACCUGCGGACAUCAACCCUGCCCUCAAGAACAAACAGGAGCAGCUCUGAAAGAGAACAAGAAUCCAUAGUCAGUGCCUUUUUGAAGAGAAGCAAUUCCUUUGGUGGUUUAACAUCGCUGUCUACAGAUACGCUUCCCACCUACAUUACAGAUGCAGCAAGGAAACACCGUAUGGCCAUUAGAAGGUCUGUGGAGCAGAGGGAGAGCACGGAGCAAGAGAGUGCAGAGUUUAUGAGGAAGCACAGGAUGAGGUCUCAGGCCAUAAAGAAGACAGUGGCUGUCCGUGCCAAGGUUAUGGACCCUCACAGCAGUCUGAAAGAGAUGAGAAGCUGAAACAGCACUGCGAGUCUGAGCAACAAAGGAUGAAAGAGUAUAAGAAGGAGCUACAGGAUAUGAAGACCAGAGUCACUGACCAUCCUUACCUCUUUGAAUAGGUGUCACAGGUAAACUAUGGGCUUGCAAUGACCUGGAAACUACAUUUAUGGAAUUGCAAACACUUGAGAAGAGCCUUUGAACUGUUAACUGCCCCUUUUCUAUUCCAUUGCUUUUGAUGUAAUUGCUCUAGAAAAACGCAGAGCGACUAUGCAGAGUGAAGCUGGUUUGAAUGAGAGUUUGAAACGACACCAAUCUUCAAAUCUGAUGACGAUUGUGAUGACCGAAGUAUUGAGAGUAACAUGGAGAAAAGUGGGGUGAACAAAUCCACAGCGCUGGAGAGAGAGCAUAGCAGGAGAGAGAAAGGGGGAGGGACAGAGACAGCAGUCAGUGUGACAGAUAAGAGCGGCGGAUGACUUGUCUCUCUCUGAAUGCACCGUGAGCAAGAGAGCAAUUUCCAGGUGGGUCGUCAGAGGUUUCCCAAGCCGAGUCUACAACAGUGUAAUGGGUUGCCCAGACCGGAGGCUUUUCCUCUGAUCCUGCAAAGAGGUUGGCGUAUUCCUGCAACGAGAACUAGUCCUCACAUUGAGCGACCCUGGGCAUGGAGAAGCUGACAGAGAAAGAGAAGGAGCUGAUCCGAGUCAGCUGGGAGAGUCUUGGCAGGAACAAAGUUCCACACGGAGUCAUCAUGUUCUCCAGACUGUUUGAACUAGAGCCUGCACUCCUCAACCUCUUUCACUACAACACAAACUGUGGCACCAUACAAGACUGCCUCUCCAGCCCUGAGUUCCUGGACCAUGUCACAAAGGUAAUGUUGGUGAUCGAUGCAGCAGUCAGUCACCUGGACAACCUCCAUACCUUGGAGGAUUUUCUGCUCAACCUGGGGAAAAAGCACCAGGCAGUCGGGGUUAACACCCAGUCCUUCUCUGUGGUGGGGGAGUCCCUUCUCUACAUGUUGCAGUGCAGUCUGGGUCAGGGGUACACAGCCCCGCUGCGUCAGGCUUGGCUCAACAUGUACACCAUUGUAGUGGCGGCCAUGAGCAGAGGAUGGGCCAAGAACGGAGAACACAAGACUGACUGAAACAUCCGCUUGGGGUCUGCUACCAGUUGCUGUCUAAUCACCCUCAUGGUUGCUAUGGAGUAAGGUUGUAUAACUCACAGCAUAAAGGUUUGAUUGCUGUAUAUGGUGAACGAAUGGCGUUAUCACACUUGACACAACAAAUAAUGGUUGAAUCACCUGGUGUUCAGAGUUAACUGUUUUUGCUGUGGAUGUUGUAGCUGCCAGAGUGCUGCUAUAACAUUGUGGGGAUGUUAUGGGUCAACCAGACCCUUGGUCUGCAGUUUGAGUUCCUCAUAUUAGAGGAAGCAUAGGGUUAAAUUAAGGUAAUAACUGAAAUUGCUCUGUAAAUAAUGCCUUGGUGUAUCUACUCAAAUAAUUACAUUGAUUGUGGUGAUUUUUGUGAUGUAUCUUAGUCACACACUUGUCAAACACUGGCUAUAUUGGCUGCAUUACUUGGCUGGAAUGGGCAGCUUCAAUAUGGGCCCUCUCCCAAAUCAACCAGUGAUAUAGAAAUAUUGAUCACAAAAGUACAGUAUGUCCAAGAUUAUUGUUUAGAGUGAUUAUCAUGAUUCUAUAUUUAUAUCUUUGAGUUAGGCUAGGGACCUGAUAAUGGCACAUAAUAAUGCUCUCCUUUCUUUGUGUGUCUCCAUGACCUGGAGUGUAACAAUCCUUAGAGGUGAACUUGAUUCUUAAAUCAAUUGGUAUUAUUAACAAACACAUUACUUUUGAUGAUGCUAAAUAGAAAAUGACAAGAACUGUUCAUGUAUUCUAAAGCUUUUCUAUGUGAUCUCUAUGACUGUUAGGGUGUCCAUGGGCACCUUUGUCUGAAAUGUGUAUGUUGGCACUCUCCUCUCCUCUGCUCUGACAGUAGAGGUUGUAAAGCUCACGUUGCCAUAUGCGUAUUACCAUAAUAUUUCAAUAGGCUUCAACUGACUGUUACUUAUUCUAAAAUAAAUGGUUAUUCUCCUCCCGAGUUCUAGCUAAUUGAUGUAAUGGAACUCAACAGUAGAUUAUUUGCUUGAGGGUCUUUGGGCUUGACUUAGUUUAGGCUCAUUCAGUUUUCACUAAUUGUAAAUGUAAAGUGGUGUUGAACCACAUACUGUAUCUAUAUAUUGUAAAUACUGCUAUCAUAUGUUGUAAACAGGCCAGAAAUAUAGUAGUAAUCUAUUUAGGCUUUUUGGACCCAAUAGGUCAUUGACAAAUAGGGCGGCAGGGUAGCCUAGUGGUUAGAGCGUUGGACUAAUAACUGAAAAGUUGCAAGUUCAAAUCCCGAGCUGACAAGGAACACAUCUGUCACUCUGCCACUGAACAGGCAGUUAACCCACUGUUAGGCCGUCAUUGAAAAGAAGAGUUUGUUCUUAACUUGCCUAGUUAAAUAAAGGUAAAAAAACAAAGCCAGGAUUUAUUCAGACAUUUUUUCUCCCCUAUUUUUUCUCCCCUAUUUAGCUCAUAGUAUCUUUCUGUGGACAACCGUAAAGCAUUUAUUGAUAAACAAAUUUCACUACAUCCAACCUGAAAUAGUAAGCAAUGAUAGUUAGAGAUGAUAGUUAGAGGUGACAGAGAUGAUAGUUAGAGAUGACAGAGAUGAUAGUUAGAGAUGACAGAGAUGAUAGUUAGAGAUGACAGAGAUGAUAGUUAGAGAUGACAGAGAUGAUAGUUAGAGAUGAUAGUUAGAGGUGACAGAGAUGAUAGUUAGAGAUGACAGAGAUGAUAGUUAGAGAUGACAGAGAUGAUAGUUAGAGGUGACAGAGAUGAUAGUUAGAGAUGACAGAGAUAGUUCGAGAUGUGUAUGUCCUUUUUACUGCUAUGAACACAUUUACCUAUAUGCUUCUAUACAGUGUGUAUCAUUCGUUAUCUUCCUGUACAUUGAAAGUCACAAUGCCAAGUUAGCUACAAUACACCAAGUAUUUGAUAAUAACACUACACUACUAUAUCUCCAAUCUGCUGAUAUGUGGUGAAUAUUGCUUCAGUCUGAGAUUACUUUUAUACAAUGUAUUUUUGUAUUUUCCAGUGUUUUACGUAUGUGAAUGACUAUAUGCCAUUGCAAACACAGUUUUUUUACAAACUGUUACGUUAACCACAACAUUUAUGUCAAAUCCAUGUAUUUUUCUUUUUAUUUGCAGCACAAGGCUGUUAAGCAUUUUAAGUAUUGAUGAGUGAGCUUUUAUCCUUAAGUCAUGAUAAGUGUAAGAGAGACAUUUCUCCUCAAUCAGUAUAAUUGCCAUAUUAUCAAUGUGUGAUCCCUACAAGGAUGUCUGUUGGCAUUGGAAACACAACCAUUUCAUUACCAUGUCUAAAGGAGAUCUCACUUUAUCUUUACUUUCAAUCACCUGUGAGCUUUAUUUUCAGGCCAUGGCAGCACUACUAAUUCAGAUUUGUUCCUCUCUCCCACUUUCCAACUAGCAUAACGAGUUUCCCUUACCAGAUUAACCCUUCUCCUGAAUCAAAAAGCAUUAUCAAUAGAGAAUCUACAUUGAACAUGCUUUUUAGUUCAAGAAUAAAUUUAAUCUGAGUCUAGGAAACCAGACCUAUGACUUGAACACAUUUUCUAAUAUGUCUAUACAUGGCACUAGGCAGAUUGCUGUGUGUAUUGUCUCGAUUUCAAAGAUCUGUGAGUAGGCCUGUUUUGUGUGUGUGAAUUGCAUUGGUACAUUUAAAUAACAUGAUAUUCUGUUUAUGAGUGUCUCAAUGUCUACCUCGUCAACUCAGCUGCGAACAGCAAUGAUUUCAACUAUCCUUUAACCAAAAACACAUGACACUUAAUGCAAAUACAUACUCCCUCAAACAAACAGCUCGUAAAAUGGACCCCAUCCUAUACUUAUGUAAUGUGUUGUGUUCUUACUCAAUUAAUAGUAAAUAAAGGUGAUCUUUUGUGGACAUACUACU